GCCAUUGCAGCGACAGCUUGGAGGAAGGAGCUGGACGUCUCCGCCGAGAAAAACUGGGGGUGGCAGCCAGAGUAGGGGAGGCGGAGGACCUGCUCGCUCUGGGAGCCGCUGGGUUGCUGCAAAAAGGGGCGGGGAGAGGCGGGGGCGCUGCCUGCACCGCGCUGGCUCCAGCGGUGCCCGCGGGGAAUGUGACAUCAGCGGCGCCGGGCGCUUGCGGCUGGAGGAGGCAUCUCGCCUUGGCUGCGCUGUGCACACCUCGCCCCGGGGAGGACGCAUCCCGGGCAGGCGGCAGGGAUGUCGGCGAAGGAGAGGCCAAAGGGCAAAGUGAUCAAGGACAGCGUGACCCUCCUGCCCUGCUUUUAUUUCGUGGAGUUGCCUAUAUUGGCAUCAUCGGUGGUUAGCCUGUAUUUCCUUGAACUCACGGAUGUCUUCAAACCCGUGCACUCUGGAUUCAGCUGCUAUGACCGGAGUCUUAGCAUGCCAUACAUUGAACCCACCCAGGAGGCAAUUCCUUUCCUCAUGUUGCUUAGCUUGGCUUUUGCUGGACCUGCAAUUACGAUUAUGGUAGGGGAAGGAAUCCUGUACUGUUGCCUGUCCAAAAGAAGGAAUGGGGUUGGCCUGGAGCCCAACAUUAACGCUGGAGGCUGCAACUUCAACUCGUUCCUUAGAAGAGCCGUCAGAUUCGUUGGUGUUCAUAUCUUUGGACUCUGCUCUACAGCUCUUAUCACAGACAUCAUCCAGCUCUCCACAGGCUACCAGGCACCGUACUUUCUGACUGUGUGCAAGCCAAACUACACCUCUCUGAAUGUGUCUUGCAAAGAGAAUUCCUACAUUGUAGAAGACAUUUGCUCAGGAUCUGACCUUACAGUUAUCAACAGCGGCAGAAAAUCAUUCCCUUCUCAACAUGCGACCCUUGCUGCCUUUGCAGCUGUGUACGUUUCGAUGUACUUCAAUUCCACACUAACGGAUUCCUCUAAGCUUCUGAAACCUCUCUUGGUCUUCACCUUUAUCAUCUGUGGAAUCAUCUGUGGGCUAACACGGAUAACUCAGUAUAAGAAUCACCCAGUUGAUGUCUACUGUGGCUUUUUAAUAGGAGGAGGAAUUGCUCUGUACUUGGGUCUGUAUGCUGUGGGGAAUUUUCUGCCUAGCGAAGAGAGUGUGUUUCAGCACAGAGAAGCCCUCAGGUCUCUGACAGACCUCAAUCAAGACCCCAGCCGAGUUUUAGCUGCUAAAAAUGGUAGCAGCACUGACGGAAUUGCUCACACUGAAGGCAUCCUGAACCGAAAUCAUAGAGAUGCUAGCUCCUUGACCAACCUCAAAAGGGCAAAUGCAGAUGUAGAAAUCAUCACUCCACGGAGCCCCAUGGGGAAGGAGAACAUGGUUACCUUCAGCAAUACCUUGCCUAGAGCCAACACCCCAUCCGUGGAAGACCCUGUGAGAAGAAACGCCAGCAUUCAUGCCUCGAUGGAUUCUGCUAGAUCCAAGCAGCUCCUCACCCAGUGGAAGAACAAGAAUGAAAGCCGCAAGCUGUCUCUGCAGGUUAUAGAGACCGAGCCGGGACAGUCACCACCCAGAUCCAUUGAAAUGAGAUCAAGCUCGGAGCCGUCCAGGGUGGGGGUCAAUGGAGACCACCACGCUCCCAGCAGCAAUCAGUACCUCAAGAUCCAGCCUGGCACCGUCCCUGGGUGUAAUAAUAGCAUGCCUGGGGGACCAAGAGUGUCCAUUCAGUCCCGCCCCGGGUCCUCACAGCUAGUACACAUCCCAGAAGAGACGCAGGAAAACAUAAGCACCUCCCCCAAAAGCAGCUCUGCUCGGGCCAAGUGGCUGAAAGCUGCGGAGAAGACCGUGGCUUGUAACAGAAGCAACAGCCAGCCUCGCAUCAUGCAAGUCAUAGCCAUGUCUAAGCAGCAGGGUGUCCUCCAAAGCAGCCCCAAGAACACUGAAGGCAGCACGGUCUCCUGCACCGGCUCCAUCCGCUACAAAACCCUGACAGACCACGAACCCAGUGGGAUCGUGAGGGUUGAGGCCCACCCGGAGAACAACAGGCCCAUCAUACAGAUCCCGUCCACCGAAGGCGAAGGCAGUGGCUCCUGGAAAUGGAAAGCCCCUGAAAAGGGCAGCCUUCGCCAAACGUACGAGCUCAACGAUCUCAACAGGGACUCAGAAAGCUGUGAGUCCCUGAAAGACAGUUUUGGUUCCGGAGAUCGAAAGAGAAGCAACAUUGACAACAGUGAGCAUCACCACCACGGAAUCACCACCAUCCGCGUCACCCCGGUAGAGGGCAGCGAAAUCGGUUCAGAGACUCUGUCCGUUUCUUCCUCCCGCGACUCCACCCUGCGGAGAAAGGGCAACAUCAUUUUAAUCCCUGAAAGGAGCAACAGCCCCGAAAACACAAGGAAUAUCUUCUACAAGGGAACCUCCCCAACACGGGCUUAUAAGGAUUGAGUGAUAGUCAUUCAAAUCACUUGAGUCACCCCAAGAGACAAAGUGUUGAUUCUACCAGUGCUCUGUUCCAGCAAAUCGGGAACCUUCUCACCAAACUAGAGUAUCCACCAUCAGCCCGCGACUCACUGACUCUCGAGAACUAUUCCACCCAAGCUUGUAGGCUUCACAUCAAGGGAAGGGAAAAGCACAAUGCAAGAACCUAACUCAUGCGAUAAUGUGAACUCUUCCUAAGACCUACCUUCAAACGCAAAACGUUUGCAGAGGGCAAUAUCAAAAGAAAGUGGUUUCCUUCAGUGUAUACUAUUGUACUUCCUGAAUGUGCCAACUUUAGGGUUUUCUUUAUAAUUAGCUGUGGGAAUCCAGAACACACGUUUUCCCUGCAGCAGAGGCCAUGCAGUAUUAUAUAUUCAUUUUGCAGAAUCUGCACCAAAAGCUCAAUAUGGGUGGUGCUGAUUAUUAUAGUACAUAUAUGGUGUAAACUCUCAAUUUCUAUUUAGCUGUGAAAUAGUGGUGUGCAAUUCCUUGUCAAAGAAAUGCUACUGUUAUUAAGAAGAUGUUGGCUUCUUUGUGUUAGAAUAGGACACCCUGCGGCUUCUCUGUAGUGGCUCUGUCACAGUCAAAAAAUGAAAAGGUUUUGUGCAUUUCUUCAAAAGUUUGCUUUCUUCAACAACAAAAAUUUAUAAGGAUAUUUUCAGUGAAAGGGAAUAACCAGUACUUUUCUGCAUAGCUUUUUGCUGUUUACUGUUUAUUUCAAGUUACUGCUAAUGAAAAAUCUGUUUUUAGUGAGUAAAUUUGCAUAAUUAAAAAUAUUAUUUUAGAGUUUUUUGAAAUUGAUGUGAUCAUAUUUUGCAUUUUAUGGCUUCUCCUUUAUUUAUUGAUUUAAAAUUUUAUGUUAUAGAUAUGUUCUAUUUUUAAUGCAGAAAUAACAGUUGAUAUUCCUUGAGCAAAAUAUACUGCUGUGAAUUUAUAAACAAGAAAUAUGAACCAAAACUUGACAUUGUGGGUUACUCUGCCAGCAGUGUUGAUCAUAUGUUAACCUUAGAUGUUUCCAGCCAGCUGGCUUAAACUUCUAACUUAAGUAAUCCAAAAUUUUCAUUUUGUUCCAGAUUAUUAACAUUUUUUGAUAUCCUGAUAACCAGUUAGAGUCACAGUGGUUGGGUUUUGCCAUCUUCUCUAAAAUAUUUUGUUAUUUGUAUACUAACAGGAUGACUCUGAAAAAAAAAAAUGACAAUUGAUAAGUAAAAAUAUCUCACAGUGUACAUUAAGAAUGUAUUUCUUCAAAAUAGAUAGGCACAGUUUUUGUGCUCAACAUACAAAUAACAGUUUUUGCUACCUAUCUUGAAUGAAGCCUUCAACUUAAAUCAAUGGAAACCAAUAUUGUCAAUAAGAAGAAAGUAAAAGCAAAACAUUUUGAGGUGUUUUUCCAACUUAAAAUUUUAAGUAUGAAGAAAUAUUUGGUUCUUGUAAUUUCGCAUUUAACCUUUUUACACCAUUUCCUAAGAAUUCUGAUGUACAUCUCAUGAUUGCCACGGGGACAAAAGGUAACAACAAUGCUGGUUAAUCUUAUCUCAGUUCAAUUUUCACUGAGAGCAGAAGUAGUUGUUCAGAGAUGAGUAAGUACCACAUUCUUAAUCAACUUCUCCUGGAAAAGGACAGAGCUUUCUAGAGUAACCAACCUCCUACGGCAUUAGGGAUUUAGCUGAAACCAUCAGAAUUGAAAACUCUGGCAAUAAAAUAGAUUCAACUAUAUCCCUUCUGGCAAUUUCCUUCUCAGAGAGGGGAGUGGGAGUAAAAUGUUGCCUUCCCCACUUCUCACCACCACCACCAUUAUGACACUCCUACUGGCUUUUGCCAGUUUAUAGAGAGAAAGGUGGAUUGGUUUUAGUGCUCUGAAGAAAAAAAAAAAGCUGCAGCAUUUCAGGUGCAGUAUGAUAUUUGCUAAUCUUUCCUAUUUCUUAACAAAAGAUUUUAAAGUACUUCUCUAGUCAUUGAAGUUUUUUUUUUUUCCUUUACAUGAAUAUUGAUAUAUUCUUUUUCUACUCAAAGUGCCAAAGGCUACAGUUUUUAAUGACUUAAAUUGUACCACAUUGUUAAGGAAAUAUAUAAUGAUGGUCGCUAGAACUCAGACCUCUGCAUGUGUAUUUGAUAACACAUCUUUUGUAAACAAAAGAUUACAAAGAAUUAUUUGUUUACAUUCCACUGGUACCUUAAUUUAAAACAAAUGAGACUAACAGGUGGUAUCUCUUCUUAGUGUUCUAUUUAUCUUAUUUGCUAAUGAGAGCACUUCUUCCUUUGUUAGGCUGUGCUUUAUUGAUAAAACCAAGUAUUGAAUAAAGAGAGUUAAUUAUCUUUUUAAAGUAAAUAAAACUAUGAAGAUAUAUAUGAUAUAUAUAUAAAGUAUUGUGUUUAAUAAAAUGUUAUGCAAUGUUUUCCAAACUGAUAAAGUUUGUAAAGUGCUAUAAUGUAUUUUGUUAAGUACAGAUCAGAGCUAUUGUGUGAGUAUAUUGUGCUAACAUCAUAGAAAUAAAGAUUAGAUUUCUUCAUCAAAA
Molecule: messenger RNA, 4994 nt
Organism: Bubalus bubalis (water buffalo)
Lineage: Eukaryota; Metazoa; Chordata; Mammalia; Artiodactyla; Bovidae
Gene: PLPPR4
Product: phospholipid phosphatase related 4
Exons: 7
Coding region: 295-2445 (716 amino acids)
Biological process (GO): axonogenesis; phospholipid dephosphorylation; signal transduction
Molecular function (GO): phosphatidate phosphatase activity
Source: RefSeq, a predicted model, not a curated record